UACCCCGGAAGCACAGCCUCAGGGCCGUAACCAGCUGGUUGUGGGUUCGGGUACAUGAAAAAGCCGACUGCUAAAAUCUAGCCUAGAAGUGGAAGACGGAAGAGUCGUAGAUCUAAUUUUAUUUUAUCACGGUCAUUGAACGAAGUAGAAUCGCCAGUUCCAGUGAGGCGUAGAACAAGCCUGAACAAGGGAGUUAACUUCCAACUGAAGUGAAUAAGGAAAUAUUCUACACCUCCUGGAUUACACUUAAAUUACUCAUAGCGGGGAGUCCCUUGCAUAAAGGAUCACAGCACAAUGGAUCUUGUCUUGAAUGUAGCAGACCACUAUGCCUUCACUCCAUACUUGUAUCCGGAGACGUGGAAAGAGGACGACCCCCUCCGACAGAUUGCGUCCCUGUUGAUCAUUGCCAACAUUGGAGGCUAUCUCUUGUACUUCAUUGUGGCCACCUUCAGCUACUACACUAUCUUCGAUCAUCGACUUUUGAAGCACCCGCAAAUUUUGGAGAACCAAGUGCGGAAGGAAAUAACAGUCACGGUGACGUCAGUUCCUUUCAUGAGUCUCCCCACUGUCUUGAUGUUCUUCCUGGAGGUCAGAGGUUUCAGCAAACUCUACGACAACGUCCAAGAUACAAGGCUGGGCUAUGCGGGUGUGUUCCUGAGCAUGUUCACCUUCAUCGCCUUCACUGACAUGUGCAUCUACUGGAUCCACCGCUUCCUGCACCACAAGCUAGUCUACAAGCAUCUGCACAAGCUGCACCACAAGUGGAAGGUACCGACGCCGUUUGCCAGCCACGCCUUCCACCCUCUGGACGGCUUUCUGCAGAGUCUGCCCUACCAUGUCUACCCUUUCCUGUUUCCCUUGCAUAAGGUGACCUAUCUUGGCUUGUUUAUCUUCGUCAACAUCUGGACCGUGUCCAUCCACGACGGAGACUACCGAGUGCCCAAUCUGCUCAAGCCAUUCGUCAACGGCAGCGCCCACCACAUGGACCACCACGUCUUCUACAACUACAACUACGGACAGUUCUUCACCCUCUGGGACCGGAUCGGCGGCUCUUUCCGAAACCCGAGUUCCUUCGAGGGCAACGGGCCUCUAGACCAGAUCUUAGGUCAGGAGAAAACAAGUAAAGUAGAAAACGGGAAGUCAAAGGCUGCCAAUGGAGUUCAUCAAAAUGGCGGGAAAUCCCUUCGUCCGAAGAAGACCGAUUAAGUUAUUCCUCAGUUGAAAAUUUUAUCAAAAACUAUUAUUUUUAAAGUGUCUCUAUUGGGUCAUGCUCAAUUAUGAAUAUGUCUGUACUCCUGCAGAGAUCGGCCGAAGAUGUGUUGUCAGCGUCGCAAAAAAAAUUGGAUCCUCUGUUUGAUCCUGCUAAAGCAUUAGUUUCUUGUCUUUCUUAGGACGUUGAUGAUGUGUUCUUGCUAUAAAGUCAUUUGAAAUGUCUUGGCUUUGGUUGUCCCUGGCAUAAAAUAAUGGGCAUGCCUUAAAUAAUUUGGUGAAUUUAAAGGCAAGAUUUAUCUGAAAUCAAGAAAACUUUUGUUCAGAAACAAAAUUUUGAUUUAUGGUAGAAAUCAAGAGUCUGUGUAUUGUAAAAAAAAAUUUUGUUAAAUUUCUUUUGGUGUAUUUUAACUUUUGAAACUUUUACUUUUGUCUCAAACUUAUUUUUUUUAAAUGCUGCUUUACUUUUACUGUAAUUUUUUUUAUCAAAACGAGAUAAAAUAAUGCAACAGGA
Aplysia californica (California sea hare) is the source of this 1723-nucleotide messenger RNA. Its product is annotated as lathosterol oxidase. The coding region runs from base 295 to 1206 and encodes 303 amino acids. Gene Ontology annotation, molecular function: iron ion binding; oxidoreductase activity. The transcript is spliced from 6 exons. The record is from RefSeq and is a predicted model, not a curated record. Lineage: Eukaryota; Metazoa; Mollusca; Gastropoda; Aplysiida; Aplysiidae.